CCACAGUUCAGAAUGAAGAUGUUGUGUUUUCUGGUCCUCCUGGGUCUACACAGCGCAGCAGCAGUGAUUCACUCUAUGAAGUGUUUCAUCACUGCGUCCUCUCAAGUCCCAAACUUCCCAGAGUUUGUGGCUGUUGCUAAAGUUGAUGAUGUUCAGACUGAAUACUAUGACAGCAACAUCAUGAAAGUAGUACCCAAACAGGACUGGAUGAUCAGAAUCAUGAAAGAUGAUCCAGAUUACUGGAAGAGUCUAACUAAAAGGCGUAAGGAUCAACAGCAGCUCUUCAAAGGCUACAUUGAAACUUUAAAGCAGCACUUGAACCAAACUGGAGGUGUCCAUGUUUUACAGAUGAUGUACGGCUGUGAAUGGGACGAUGAGCCUGCAGAUAUACAAAAUGGAUUCACUUGCAUUGGUUAUGAUGGAGAAGACUUCCUAUCAUUUGACCUGAAGACAGGGACAUGGAUCACUCUAAAACAACAGGCUGAAAUCACUAAACUGGAGUGGGACACUGACAAAGCUAAGACUAUAUGUUUGAAGCAUUACCUCAACCAUAGGUGUCCUGACUACCUGGAGAAGUUUGUGAACUACGGGAGGAACUCUCUGAUGAGAACAGACCUUCCCUCAGUGUCUCUCCUCCAGAAGACUCCCUCCUCUCCAGUCAGCUGCUUCGCUACAGGUUUCUACCCUAACAGAGCCGAGAUGUUCUGGAGGAAAGAUGGAGAGAAGCUUCAUGAAGACGUGGAACUUGGAGAGAUCCUCCCCAACCAUGAUGGAUCCUUCCAGAUGAGUGUUGACCUGAACCUUUCAUCGGUCACACCUGAAGACUGGAGGAGGUACGAAUGUGUGUUUCAUCUCACUGGUGUGAGGGACAUCAUCACUAAAAUGGACAAAACAGCAAUUAAGACAAACUGGAGAAAGACUGGAAAUGAUGGAGGGUCCCUUCUUGGUGCUGUCAUUGGACCUGUUAUUGUACUGCUGCUACUGGAUUUCAAUCAGCAAAAACAGCUUCAGACACUUCAGGACCAUCAGUUGAAGUUUCAGUUCCUGACGCCUUUGAUCCAACGUUUCUGGAUCAAGUGGCUCCUAAAGUUAAAUGGAGGUGGCCUGAGAGUGGAGGCUGCGGCGGCAGCAGUGGAUGCCUGCGGCCAGGACCUCUUGGGUAUCAGUUGA
Molecule: messenger RNA, 1170 nt
Organism: Scomber japonicus (chub mackerel)
Lineage: Eukaryota; Metazoa; Chordata; Actinopteri; Scombriformes; Scombridae
Product: major histocompatibility complex class I-related gene protein-like
Exons: 9
Coding region: 13-1170 (385 amino acids)
Biological process (GO): immune response
Cellular component (GO): external side of plasma membrane
Source: RefSeq, a predicted model, not a curated record